UUUGGAGAGAGAGAGAAUAGAAGAAGAAAAGAGAAAGAGAGAGAAAGAAAGAAUGAAGGGAGAAAAUUCAAUCCGAUCGAAUACAAUCUUGACGUCCGCAAUGACUCCCCCAUUCUCUCUCUACACUUUCUCUCUCUAAAAAAAAAAACCCCACACAGGCAAACAAAAAACAAGCAGCAAGCAACAACAUCAAAACAAGAGCUACAUCAAAACAGCACCAACAGGGUUUUCCCCUUUUUUUUCUUUUUUUUCUUCUUUUUAGUAAAAAAAGAAAGAAAAACACAGAGAGAAGAAAGCCCCCAUCUUAUGAUGCAGCUUCUGUUGCUCACACCUUGAUAACAAAAAAAGAAGAAGAUAAAGAAACCCUAGAAGCCUUUAGCUUAACAGAUGUUGCAGAGCGAAUUCGGAACCCCGACUUCAAAGUUCGAAACUUUUUGCUCGUUGAUCAGUUCCCAGUUGCUGUUUCGUCCUUGAUUUUUUGGCUUUUUGGCUCUUCAAUUAAUUUUUUCAACUCACGAGAUUCAUGCGAAAGCCGUUUGAAGAUUGCUCAUUUAAGGGAGGUAGCGCAAUUGUAAUGUUCAGAAUCAAAGAUUGUUUCUUGGUUUUGGUUUUCUUUGGUGUGUUUGGUAAAACUGAAUACCACAUGCUUCUGUUGGAUCACGGUGAAGACUCUAAAGCUUUUGGCCUUGGACUUUGGGUUGAAAUAUUAUCUGGGUUCAGGGUUAUACCCAGUUUCUCACAAGCUGUUGUGUAAUUAAUAGUUUGUUAAGAAAAACUCAUGUUUCAUAUGACUUAGUUGUUCUGCUUAGGUGAUUGCUUUUGAAGACCAUCAUAGCGAACGAUGGGACCUCCAGGACCACCCACUCAAAUUGGUAGUGCUCAGUCUGUGACGCCUUCUCUUUUGAGAUCGAAUUCUGGAAUGUUAGGGGCUCAAGGGGGCCCCAUGCCUUCGCAGACUUCUUUCCCUUCUCUUGUGUCGCCACGCACUCAGUUCAACAACAUGAACAUUCUAGGAAACAUGUCUAAUGUAACUUCCAUGCUGAAUCAAUCUUUCCCCAACGGAGUUCCAAAUCCUGGGAUCUCGGGUCCUGGAAGUAGCCAGCGAGGAGUUGUUGAUACUGGAGCCGAAACAGAUCCGCUGUCAAGUGUUGGCAAUGGAAUGAGCUUCAGUAAUUCCGCAUCCUCGUUCGUACAGUCAAAUAUGGUGAAUGCUGGUUCUUCUGUUCAAGGUCAAGGUCAACAAUUUUCAAAUCCAUCUAAUAACCAGCUGUUGCCAGAUCAGCAGCAUUCACAACAGAUGGAACCUCAGAAUUUCCAACAUGGUCAGCAGCCAAUGCAGCAGUUCUCUGCUCCUCUGAAUACGCAGCAGCAACAGCAGCAGCAGCAUUUUCAAUCAAUGAGAGGAGGGGUAGGUGGUAUGGGACCGGUAAAGUUGGAGCCGCAGGUAAGCAAUGACCAACUUGGUCAGCAGCAACAGCAGCAAAUACAAUCGUUGAGGAAUCUUGCUCCAGUGAAAUUGGAACCACAGCAAAUUCAAUCAACUCGAACACUAGCCCAAGUGAAAAUGGAGCCCCAGCAUUCUGAUCAACCAUUAUUUUUGCAUCACCAGCAACAACAGCAGCAGCAACAACAACAGCAACAACAACUACAACAGCAGCAGCUCCUCCACAUGUCAAGACAAUCCUCUCAGGCUGCUGCUGCUCAGAUGAAUCUUCUGCACCAGCAGAGGCUUUUGCAAUUUCAACACCAGCAGCAGCAACAACUCUUGAAAGCAAUGCCUCAACAACGGCCUCAACUGCCACAGCAGUUUCAACAGCAGAAUAUGCCCAUAAGGUCUCCUGUGAAACCAGGAUAUGAACCCGGAAUGUGUGCUAGGCGGCUUACACAUUACAUGUAUCAGCAACAGCAUAGACCUGAAGAUAACAAUAUUGAGUUCUGGAGGAAGUUUGUUGCUGAGUAUUUUGCUCCUAAUGCCAAGAAGAAGUGGUGUCUUUCUAUGUAUGGAAGUGGCAGACAAACGACUGGAGUUUUCCCUCAGGAUGUCUGGCACUGUGAAAUAUGUAAUCGCAAACCUGGUCGUGGGUUCGAAGCAACUGUUGAGGUUCUUCCUAGGCUUUUCAAAAUAAAGUAUGAAAGUGGCACUUUGGAAGAGCUGCUUUAUGUUGACAUGCCCCGUGAAUAUCAUAAUUCAUCUGGGCAGAUUGUUCUAGAUUAUGCAAAAGCAAUACAGGAAAGUGUUUUUGAGCAACUUCGUGUUGUUCGUGAUGGUCAACUUCGAAUAGUUUUCUCCCCAGACCUGAAGAUAUGCUCUUGGGAAUUUUGUGCUAGGCGCCAUGAAGAACUCAUUCCUAGAAGAUUGUUAAUACCUCAGGUUAGUCAGCUUGGAGCGGUUGCUCAAAAGUACCAGGCCUUUACACAAAAUGCUACACCAAAUGUGUCAGCUCCAGAGUUGCAAAAUAACUGCAAUAUGUUUGUUGCAUCCGCCCGUCAAUUGGCUAAAGCUUUGGAAGUUCCAUUAGUAAAUGAUUUAGGAUAUACAAAGAGAUAUGUGCGCUGCCUACAGAUAUCAGAAGUGGUAAAUAGUAUGAAGGACUUGAUAGAUUACAGCAGAGAAACAGGGACUGGACCCAUGGAGAGCUUAGCCAAAUUCCCUCGGAGAACAAGUGGAUCAUCUGGAAUUCAUAAUCAAGGACAACAACAUGAAGAUAGAUUACAGCAGCAACCGGAACAGCAACAGCAAAUGGUGGCCCAUAACUCAAAUGGUGAUCAAAACUCAGUGCAAGCUGGUGCCAUGCAAAUCGCUUCCAGCAAUGGUAUGGUCAGUGUAAAUAACACUGCCAACUCUGCAUCUGCAUCGACCACCACAAGCACCAUUGUUGGACUUCUCCACCAGAACUCAAUGAAUUCUAGACAACAAAGUUCAAUGAACAAUUCUGGCAGUCCCUAUGGAAGCAGUUCUGUUCAGAUUCCAUCCCCAGGUUCCUCGAGCACUGUUCCACCGGCCCAGCCUAACUCAUCGCCUUUCCAAUCACCUACACCAUCUUCCUCCAAUAUUCCCCCACAAACAUCUCACCCCACCACCUUAACGUCUGCCAAUCACAUAGGCGCAACAAACUCAUCGGGUAACAUGUCCUUGCAACAUCAGCAAUCACCUCUCUCUGGUGAGGCAGACCCGAGUGAUGCUCAGAGCUCCGUACAGAAAAUAAUACAUGAGAUGAUGAUGUCCUCCCAGAUGAAUGGCACAGGUGGAAUGGUAGGUGUUGGUUCUCUUGGGAAUGACGUGAAGAACGUAAAUGGUAUUCUGCCGGUGAAUACCAAUACGGGGCUCAAUGGUGGCAAUGGCAUGGUAAGCAAUGGUGCGAUGAACAGUAAUUCCGGCGUUGGGAUUGGUAGUUACGGCACAAUGGGUAUCGGUCAAUCCGGUAUGCCUAAUGGAAUGAGAGCUGCUAUGGGAAAUAAUUCUGUCAUGAAUGGAAGAGGAGGAAUGGCCUCAAUCGCGAGGGAUCAAGCCAUGAACCAUCAGCAGGAUUUGUCAAAUCAACUACUUAGCGGUCUAGGAGCAGUAAAUAGUUUUAAUAAUCUUCAAUUUGAUUGGAAACCAUCUCCAUAAAAGAGCCUCUUUGUGGAUGGUGAGUGGGAUGUUGUGGUUCUUUCUUCGAAGCUGCUUCCCAGUGCAAGCAAUGGUAGAUUGCCUUCGGCCGUCGAACGAUAAUACAGCAGAAUUGCUAUUGGGGUAGUGAUAGCCUGAUAGGGCUUAGGCCACUCUGCCAGUAUAUGAUUUUAUAAUAUAAGAAAUGGAAAUAUUUGUUGGCUGGUUGUGUGGCUGAUGGGGCUGGUUUUUUCCUGUGAAUUCAAGUGUAACCUUUUUUUUUCUUUUUAUAUUUUAAAUUUUUGUCUUGAUGGCUUUUUCCCCAGACUCAUCUUUGAUUCACGCCCUAGCACGAGGAAGGUCACAAAAUUUUGGGCUACAAAAUGCAUCUGGUUGUUGGGAGAACAGAGUUCCUCUGCAGAAGAUGAUGAUUAAGGAAGUUUAACAUCUACAAUAUUGAAUUAAUGAUUUAUCCAA
Arachis duranensis is the source of this 4066-nucleotide messenger RNA. RefSeq names its product transcriptional corepressor SEUSS. The transcript has 10 exons. Gene Ontology annotation, biological process: negative regulation of transcription by RNA polymerase II; positive regulation of transcription by RNA polymerase II. NCBI's taxonomy places the organism in Eukaryota, Viridiplantae, Streptophyta, Magnoliopsida, Fabales, Fabaceae. Gene Ontology annotation, cellular component: nucleus; transcription regulator complex. The coding region runs from base 842 to 3610 and encodes 922 amino acids. The record is from RefSeq and is a predicted model, not a curated record.